Anneissia japonica is the source of this 1910-nucleotide messenger RNA. Its product is annotated as RING finger protein 145-like. NCBI's taxonomy places the organism in Eukaryota, Metazoa, Echinodermata, Crinoidea, Comatulida, Comatulidae. The transcript has 3 exons. The record is from RefSeq and is a predicted model, not a curated record. The coding region runs from base 1 to 1812 and encodes 603 amino acids.
AUGCUGUGUGCUUUCACGCCCGACCUGGCAGUCGACGAUGUCGAAUUCUUGGGCACCGGGGCGGUUUCGAAGCUGACUGUGUCGGAAGGAAAGAAAGAGAGGAAAGAGAACGCCAAGACUGAUCAUUUCGAAACACCUCGAGGACGAAAUGCUGUCUCCCCAAUGCGAACGGUUUGUUUCCGACGAGCUGAACAAGUUCAGCAAGACGAAGUUGUCUUCGAAGAACUCGGUGGAAUUCCCGAAGCGGACGAAGAGAAGUACGCUCGAAGGCACCAACAUCGAGGAGGUUACCUGGCUGCUAUUGCACAUAUAACCUUUCGAAUACACAACUUGAAGUCUUUCUACAUUCACCUAAUAAUCUCUACCUUACUUGUACAAUCUACGUAUGUGUCAAGAGGCUACAUUACAAAUUCACAAUAUUCGGAUUCGCAGAAUAUCGAUAAAGAUCAUGCCACACAUGUGCCGAGAAUUAUUGUUUAUCUAAUGAAACAAUUGGUCCUCGUUUUGAUCUGUAUUUGCCUGAUGAGCAUAGAGAAGCGAAACUUGAGUACUAACAUUUCAUGGAUACUUGCAGCAUUUACUCCUACAGUAAUUGUUCCCACGUUCGACUUGGAACCGGUAAUAGCAGUAAAAACACACGACGUGUUAAUCUGGUUAACCAUAUGUAUUAUUGUGAGUUAUGCGGCAUGUAGAUUACGAUCUACAUGGAUAGCUGGACACGAACUAGCAGAGUUAAAGCGCGUGUUGAUUGAAUUACAUGAUUUUAUUUUAGCUAUGGGUGGAUAUGAUCUAAAUCGACUGAAAAUUAUUUACAGGAAGUCAUAUUUACCUUCAACGUUUAUAUUUCUGUGGGUCUCUCAGUUUAUAUUUGACAACUACAACAAGUGGAAGGUGUACCGUCUGUACUUUUUUGUACAGAAUGCAGAUUAUUUUGGUACGAGCCCAUGGACUUUCAUAGGCCUAUGUUGUACUUGUAUUUCGUUUUUCGAUAUCCUACUGUAUGGUCGUUUUAAUGUGAAUGAAAGUGAUUCGGUGUUGUGUGAGGGGGUAGCGCUCAUUUUUUCAGGUUUUAUAGAUUCAAAAGCUUUUCCGUUUAUAGUGGCAUCAUUCAUCAUUCGGAAUAUCUCUGUUAUGACAAAUCAUUACUUGUUAGAAUUACACACAAGUAAUACGAGAUUAGCCCAUUUUGGGGUUCUUGUCCUUGUAUUUAUUCUAAUUAUUCUAAUUAUUACUCCAAUCGUCAUAACAUAUUACUAUACUCAAGGCGUUAUUGAAGACUUUGUUUUCAUUAUCGCAGCAUACUGUUUAUUAAAUAUGCUUCAUAACUUGUGUUACCUGGUGAUAUAUUUCGUAAUCAGGAUAUACGAUUUCUGUGAAGAACCCUUUGAAUAUCUUCUUGACGAGGCUGUUUCCUGUAUCGAAGGGUUUGGUCAUUUCUUUGAGUUUCUUGUGACUGUAUUUCAUGGGUGCUAUGCAAUUUGGAACUUAAUUUCCUUCUUUGAUCGUGAUAAAAUCUAUCUAGUGCUGGUGUGUUUGGUGUGUUUCUAUCGGAAUAUUUGGGAGAAACCCAGGAGAGGUUGGGAUCGUUUAAAGCAAAUGAAAGUAACAAUGCAGAAGAUAAACAAAUUAAGGCAUGCAACUGAAGAUGAACUUAACUCUUUAGCUGAUGUGUGUUCAAUUUGUCACCGGAAUAUGACGAGAGCUCGAGUUACGGCAUGCCGUCAUUACUUUCAUGGGGCGUGUCUUAAACAGUUGUGGUAUAAUGAUCCAUCGAAAAAUAAAUGUUGUUUUUGUAAUUCAUCCAUCUUUUAAAAUUUGAUUAGUAGCAGUAAAGGAUAACUUAGAUUCAGGUGGAAUGGAUUGGAUUGGAUUUAGUAAACACCUAGGAUAGCCCACGAAAACUUAUUUCC